UCCUCGCCCGCCCGCAGCCAGGAGCGGGAACCCCCAAACUCGACCCAACCCACCAUGGCGGCCACCGGCGCCGGCGAGGAGCUCGUGUCCGUCGAGAUGCCGGCCCCCGAGGGCUGGACCAAGAAGUUUACUCCCCAAAGUCGGGGAAAGUCUGAGAUCAUUUUUGUAUCACCAACUGGAGAGGAAAUCAAGAACAAGAGGCAGCUGAACCAGUACCUAAAGGCAAACCCUGGAGGCCCUGCUUCAUCGGAGUUCGAUUGGAGUACUGGUGAUACCCCGAGGCGGUCUACUCGGAUUAGCGAGAAAGUGAAGGUAUUUGAUAGCCCCGAGGGUGAGAAGACCCCAAAACGGAGUAGGAGCUCAAGUGGCAGAAAGGGCAAGAAGAAGGAGGAUACUGAAACUGAGGAAGGCAAAGAAGCUGAGACGGGCAAGGAUGCCCCUAAAGUUGAAGAAGAUAAAGAGGCUGAAGCUGGCGAGGAUGCCCCUAAAGGUGAAGAAGAUAAGGAGGCUCAAGCUGGCAAGGAGGCCCCUAGUGAUGAUGCUGCAAAGAGCACCAAUGUGGAGACGAAGCCUGCUGAAGAGGUUGCUGUAGAGAGCACCGAUGUGGAGAUGAAGCCAGCUGAAGAAGCCAAAGAUGCUGUAGAAAGCACUGAUGUGGAGAUGAAGCCUGCUGAAGAGGCGAAAACUGAAGAUUCCACAGAGAAGGGUGAUGUGGCUGCUCCGGCACCAGUGGAAGAUGUAAAGAAAGAUGAGAAGCCAGUUGAGGUCGUAGCCCCUCCUGCACCAGCUGAGGCCGCUGCCCCUAUUGCACCGGCUGAGGCAAAUGCCGCUCCUCCCGCACAAGCGGAAGAAAAGAAGGAAGAUGCAAAGCCAGUUGAGACCAUGGCCGAUCCUUCUGCACAAGCGGAAGAGAAGAAGGAAGAUGCAAAGCCAGCUGAGGCCGUUGCUGCUCCUCCUGUAAGUUCUGAGGGGGCGACUAAAGAGGAAGUAGCCCCUCCAGUGAGUAAUCCAACCGAGAACUCAGUUGCUGCUCCCAGCGACCCUGCUGUUCCUCCUACUGCUCCGGAAUCUGAAGCCAAAGCAGAUGCUGCCGCAGUAGAUAGCCAGCAGCCCAGCGCGGCCACCAGUGAGUCAUCCCCUGCUGUCAACAACGGGCAGCUGUCGCCUGGCGCCUCGACGGUGAAGUGCACCUGAAGCAGCUCCUCUCGCCCUUCCUCCGCCGUGCCCGCGUCUCCUAGGAUCAUUCACAUUCGCAUUGUAAUCAAUCAGUCUGUGUCGGGUAAGCAUGUUAAUUUAGCCAGUCUGACGUUACUGGGUGAUGAGCACCGGGUAAGUACGUAGGCUCUGCAUUUAGUCACAUUUUGUAUGGCCGGCGUGGGCGGCCGCAUAGGCAUUGCCCCGCCGGCGCAACAUACAUGUACCCCAAUCCACAUCGUCUGUUCAUCUAACUUGUAAGCUCAUUAAUAUUAGGGAACACAUAUACCGCCGUCUGUGUGUGUGUCUGUUUGUCAAUGUGUACCUGUGAUGUAUUGUGAGACCUGAAUACCCUACCCUUUGUAUGCUGUUGUUUAUCUCCAAUGAAUAAAUGAGGGUUGUCUUGUGUA
This is a messenger RNA of Lolium rigidum, 1604 nucleotides long. Its product is annotated as methyl-CpG-binding domain-containing protein 11-like. The transcript has 3 exons. Lineage: Eukaryota; Viridiplantae; Streptophyta; Magnoliopsida; Poales; Poaceae. Bases 55 to 1194 code for a protein of 379 amino acids. Gene Ontology annotation, molecular function: DNA binding. The record is from RefSeq and is a predicted model, not a curated record.